Molecule: messenger RNA, 219 nt
Organism: Pochonia chlamydosporia 170
Lineage: Eukaryota; Fungi; Ascomycota; Sordariomycetes; Hypocreales; Clavicipitaceae
Exons: 1
Coding region: 1-219 (72 amino acids)
Source: RefSeq, a predicted model, not a curated record
AUGAUGGGAAGAGAAAGAACCACACCAGACGUCUUGGUGAAGUCACGUCAGGUUCGCCUUAAUUUUCCCCCGUCAAGGCAACCAAACACGCAAAACGACAACCGACGAAACAGGGCAAGGCGAUGCCAGGCGGUUGCGGGGGCUCGAGGAUACUCCUGGCUGAAAAUACACAGGAGAAAUCUUAAUCCGGUGUCGGACGUGAUUUCGGCACUGAAAUGA